AACGCUGUCUAAAACAUGCUCUGUCCCUUUAAUAAGAUCAAAACAAAACAGCAAACUUUACUUCGCUUUGAUUUAUGCACACAUCUUUCGCAUUUGGUGAAGUCAGCAACAAGAUGUUAAGAACUUAUAGCAUUCAACGAUGAUGUUUCGUUUUCUCACACUGACUGAUUUUUUUCUGGAUCGCCUUCAUCUGCAGACACUCCUCCUCUUCCUCUUCUGCUGCUGCGGUGGGAUCUGCUUUUCGGACCAUGGCGCUGCGCUCUGAACACUUCACUGUAUACGUGGCGUUGUGUUUUCUUCUUGCAGCAUUAUCUACCCUCACUGUCAGAGCUUCCGGAGGCAGCGGAUCUAAAGUGUUGUCUCUUUUGCAGCCGUAUGACUUUCUGUAUUACAGUGGGGUCCGCGCUUAUUACGGAGAGGAGUGGACAAAGGCUGCAGAGCUGCUGGAGAAAUCCAUCCAGACCAAGGAGGCUCUGCUGAGAGCCCGCAGACAGUGUCAUGAUGACUGUGUGGCAUCUGGGACCGAGGCUUUCAACAAACUGGACUCAGAGAAGGGCAGCAUGUGGGAUCUCUGGGCUGUGGACUGGAUUCAGCAAAAAGCAGAGUGUCUGAGGUUCUGUAUCGGACGCUCUGUCACCUCUACAGGACAGCUUCCUGUUUCUAAUGACAUCGAAUAUGAAUUCAACACUCGCAACCCCUACAACUUCCUACAAGUCACUUAUUACAAGUUGGAGAAGUUGAAAAAGGCGGCGUCUGCAGCUCACACGUAUUUUGUGGCCAAUCCGAGUCACCUGGAGAUGAGGAACAACAUCGAGAAGUACAGGCGCAUGGAGGGAGUGACGGAGGACGACUUCCAAGACAGAGAGGCUGAGAAACAUUGGGUUCUGUAUGAUGCAGCCGUGCAGCACGAAGCGUCGUCCGACUGGCUGCAGGCGGCGGAGAAAUGGAGAGCGUGUGUGAAUGAAACUCUGUGGCGGAUAGAUGAGUGCAGGGUGCAGUGUGAGGUUGCACCGCAGCCGCUGCCUGAAGACCGGGGAGUGGACGGGGUGGACGGCGCGUUCGAAAAGGCUGCAGCUCUGUCCCUGUCCCUCCUCUCAUGCCGGCAGUCCUGCGUGACUCAGGUCGCCACACGACCCGGGCGGAUUUCUGCGCAGGAGGACUUCUUACCCACUCAGCUUGAGCAUCUGCACAUUGCACAGUUUAAAUCUGGUGACGUGAGUGGAGCCCUGCAGACACUUCGUUCCUUUCUGCUGUUUUAUCCCUCUGACAAGGACGCUUUAGACAACCUGCAGCUCUACUAUGAGACACUUGGGGGCGAUGCCGAGUCACACGGCAUUCAGCCUGCUGGGGAAAUUGCCAGAUACAUCAACCAGUCGUUGCAGGAGAAGAGCCUGUUGUAUUUCGGUGUGGAGAAUCUGAACUUUACUUUCACGGACCCGGAUCUCUGGACUCCAGAGGAUGUUGUGCCUGAGUCUCUCAAAGAAAACUGGAGAGCAGAAAAACAGAUGAUAAAUGAGAAAAUAAAGGAAGGAGAUCAGCCAGAAGAAGUGGACGACAGCGGGUUUUAUGCAGGGGGUCCAGUCCCACAGGUGGGAGUGACCAUAGCCAUGGACGAUGAAGCUCUAAACGGGACCAAUCGGGUCGUUCUGGACGGAGUCAUGACUGAGAAGGAGUGUGAUAAAAUACUGCAGCUGGCAACUGUCGCGGCGUCUCUUGGCGAUGGUUACAGAGGACGGCGGUCCCCGCACACUCCUCAUGAGACGUUCGAGGGUCUCACCGUCCUCAGGGCUGUGAAGCUGUCUCAGGAAGGACUGGUGGACCAGUCGGACACCAGACUGCUACAUGAGCUGGGUGAGAGAGUGAGAACCCUGCUGCACUCCUACUUCAGGAGUCCCUCAGGGCUUUUCAUCUCCUUCACACACCUGGUGUGCCGCAGUGCCGCUACGGGUGAGCAGGAGGGCAGGAUGGAUUUGUCUCACCCGGUCCACGUCGAUAACUGUCUUCUUGAGCCAGAAACCAAACAGUGUUGGAGGGAACCGCCUGCCUUCAUUCACAGAGACCUCAGCGCCAUUCUCUACUUGAACGAUAACUUUGACGGAGGAGAUUUGUUCUUCACCAAUCGAGACGCCAAAACAGUAACAGCUCGAGUUAAGCCCAGCUGCGGUCGACUGGUGGGCUUUUCGUCCGGGCCGGUGAACCCCCACGGCGUGACGGCCGUGACCCGGGGUCGGCGCUGCGCUCUGGCUCUCUGGUUCACCAAGGAGAAGCUCUACAGGGACAUGGAGCGAGAGGAAGCAGAGGCCUUGUGGGCCGCCGACGGACAGAGCGCGUUGAAGAAGGACGAGGAGGAGGAGAAGGAGGGCGGCGCCACCGCGGGCCGCAACGCCCGGAGCCACGCGCCCAAAGAACGGAGCAGAGGGAGAAACACGGUGACGGGCCGCAAAGACGAGCUGUGACAGUCAGAAGAGACGCUCAAGACUGAAACUGGACUUUAUCUUCAUCAGUUUCCACUCAAGCAUUUCACUCCAUUUGUGUUUCGUUUUUUUAAUUCUGUUUAACUUGUGCUUUAUUUAUGCUGUAAGUGAUGGAGAGCUGCCUUUGUGAUGUCAGUCUGUAUCGUUGCUCCGGAUGCUUUUCUGACCAAACACUGAAUUUGAAAAUGGAAAGAAUAUAAUGUGCAUUAAAUGUGACUCUUUA
This is a messenger RNA of Poeciliopsis prolifica (blackstripe livebearer), 2697 nucleotides long. It is a transcript of the gene p3h3, whose product is annotated as prolyl 3-hydroxylase 3. Bases 249 to 2456 code for a protein of 735 amino acids. The record is from RefSeq and is a predicted model, not a curated record. Gene Ontology annotation, biological process: collagen metabolic process. Gene Ontology annotation, cellular component: endoplasmic reticulum. NCBI's taxonomy places the organism in Eukaryota, Metazoa, Chordata, Actinopteri, Cyprinodontiformes, Poeciliidae. The transcript has 16 exons. Gene Ontology annotation, molecular function: L-ascorbic acid binding; procollagen-proline 3-dioxygenase activity; iron ion binding.